Molecule: messenger RNA, 2844 nt
Organism: Eimeria acervulina
Lineage: Eukaryota; Apicomplexa; Conoidasida; Eucoccidiorida; Eimeriidae
Product: C2 domain-containing protein, putative
Exons: 13
Biological process (GO): plasma membrane organization
Source: RefSeq, a predicted model, not a curated record
AUGGCUGUGCGGGCGAUACCGUACACGAUAAAGGUGGAGGUAAUUGAGGUGCGGGGUUUGUCUUUUAAGGAAUCAGCGGGGGAGAAAGAGAUAGUGCCUAAUCCUUAUGUGGACGUUACUGUGGGGGGUACUACGAAGAGUACAGUGCAGAAAAAUCAGGUUGUAUCAGCUACUUUCAAUGCUUCAUUUAACUUUCAAGCCACUUUGACUCCUGAGGAAUUUCAAAGAAGCUAUAUCGAGCUCGACGUCAUGCAUAGAUACACUCUGCUGGGAGGCGUUGGCCUGCAAAGCGCACUCAUUGGAAAAUAUGUACUUAGCUUCGCCUGCGUCUACUCCAAGAGCCAACAUUGGAUUUACAGACAAUGGAUUAAACUCAACAAUUUCGAACAGCUCAUCGCCGACCCCGGAAUGAUGCUGCUGACUGUUGGCGUGUUUGGGCCGGGCGACCCUCUGCCUGUGAUAGACGAAACUGUGGCGUAUGUAAACGAAGAAGGAGAUAGGAUGACAAAAGAAGUGGAUGUUAAAUCGACUUACUACAACCUAACAGUCAAUAUAUUCAAAGGCCAAGAUAUCAGCGCGGUCAUCGGGCAACUCACCACCACCUGCGAACCCUUCGUCAAGGUGAAGCAUGGGGGUGCAGAGUUGCAGACACGGGCUCUUCCUGAGCACAGCCCCGAGUGGCAGGCAUCGAUAUCUCUGCCUGCCUGCAUGCCUUGUCACGACGACACGGUAUUGGUGGAACUCUGGAACGGGGGCAGCACCAGCGCAGUGCUGAUGGCCACUCUUGUCUUAGACUUCUUCGAACUCAUUAAAAACGAGACACCCACACGCUGGUUCAACUUCUACUGGAGGCCGCCUACUGAAGGUCUGAAUAUAGCCAAGUGUCUGUUUGGUGCUGUGCAAGAUAUGCUAACGAAUGCAGAGCUGAGGCAGGCCAAUGCCUACGCAGGCCGCAUACUGUUGAGCGCGUCUUGUGUGAAGGUGCAGGCCCCGUUGCCUAUGGGUGUUCGUUCAAUAAGAGCUGUGCACGAGCCGCCUCAAGUGGAAUACGUGCUGUGGGUAGACGUCUACGAGGUGUCUUGCAGUUCGCUUCUCAGCAAUGAAAUGCAGGCAGAGGUUUCCUUUGGGCCGCAUGCACUUAAGUCUCCACCUCUCGUGAUCGAAGAGGCGGGCUCCUACACCCUAGAGGCAGAACAGGGACGCAUGGAGGAGCUCAAGGUGUACCUUCCGGCUGACGACGCACAGACUUGGGCAUUUUUUCUGUAUAUUAACAAGAUUUCCUCUUCCAGUGCAGCAGCAAAUGUGGCGGCGAAUGUAAUGAAUUGGUUUGGGGGACUGACGGGUGGAGCGGGGGCUGAUGCGGAGGCGAACGCGGAGCAGAGUGCACAAACAACCCAUUUGGCCUGGGCCAUGAUUCCCUUCAACUCCAAAACCCUGCAAGAAGGCAAACCCAUGUGGUAUUCGCUCCGCGCAGCUGACGGAUCCGGAACAGACCCGUUCUCGGUGCUAGUCUCCAUCACGUGUAAACCUGCGAGGAUGAUGGGCGAACGACCCGCCAGGCUUCAGUACAACCUGCAGCGGUACUAUUUCCGAGCUCUAAUUUACGAAGGGCUGCACCUCCCGGCCGUGGGCUACGACCAGUUCCCCAAUCCCUACAUAAAGGUCGUGCUUGGGAGUCAACAACUGAAGACCCUCACAUUCCGACAAACGCUAAACCCUUCGUACUACGAGGCCAUGGAGAUGGAAGUCAUUCUGCCCGAGAUGAUGCAGUUGGCACCGGACAUUGUGUUGGAAGUCUGCUCGGAGUCGGACUCGAUAAUGAGUUCAGACACCGUCCUCGGAUCAACAACCUUUCCAAUUCAGAAGGUGCCGAAAGAGUGGAAGAAAGCGCCUGUCUGGCUAAUGCUGCAGUCUAAACAGUAUCCGCGGUGCAAGGCAAAGGUCUUAGUAGCAUUCGAACUCGUGCCCGCGGAGCUAGUGGAAAAUGACACUUAUCCUUUCUACGAUGACAUCAGACCAUCCACCAAAGAGGCUACUGUCUCCAUUUUUUUGGUUGGCGUGCGGCUCUUCUCCCCUGUUCAAAAACCCUUUGUAGAGGUAUGCUUCGGCCGCGACGUCGAGGACACAACGAAGCCGCUUUGGUCGGAACGCACGAGCGAGCCGCACGUCGGGGAGGGGGGGAAUUGGAAUUUUUUACAGCAUUUUAACGUCUCAGUCUCCUUGCCGAAGCGCAUGCAGCACCACUGCUUUAUGGAAGUGAAGGUGCACGACGAAGUUGAGGGAAUCUCGGGGAAAACCAUGAACGAUGUAGGAAUGGCGUACAUUACCCUUAAUCCUCUUCUCCCUUGGCUGGAACAAAAGGAACGCGAAGAGACAAGGGAAAUGUUCAAACUGCAGGUCAUGGAGGAAGUUCUCAUUGAGGAUGCUGAAAAUGCCAGACGGCUGGGAGAUGGGGUGGCGGGCCAAGCGGGGGAGCCAAAGACUGUUGCAGACGAGGGGGCCCUGGCGCAGGCCAAAAUGGCCGUGGCGGCGAAAGUGGACAAGAAGAUGAUGGUGCCCUACAACGACCCAGACGCUGCGAACUGCCGGCUGGAGACGAUUGAUGAUUACGUGGCGUUUGGCACAGCAGCAGCAACUACGCCAGCAGCAAGGGCCCCUUCUGCUCAGUUGGAGGACCAUCCAAGCCCCAAAAUGCGCUCGCGGGGGAACGGCUUCUUAGGCAAUUUAGUCCUGAAAAAAAAUGCAACUCAAGCAGCAGCUGCAACAAAGGGAGGGGGAGGCAACGACACCCACAACGAGCUCUAUGGUUUCGAACCUGAAGCCCUCGACUUUGUCCUCACUAUG